AUGAAGACUACUAUCAUCAGCACUGUUCUCCUGGUCGCUGCCAGCACCGCCCUUGCAGCCCCCAGCAACCUCAAGCGUGCCCUCCAGCCUCUGCAAAUCAAGAACUUGGCCGGAAAUCUCUACACUGAGACCCCUCCUACAAGCAACAACAUCGUUUUUGCCCUGAAUGAUCCCAACACUAACGUUGACACUGACUGUGAUGCUGUCUGGUCUAUUGGUCAAGCCGGAAGCCUGAUGUUCAACUGCUCCAACCCUGCCUACCAGGUCAACUUCCCGAACGGAAUCUAUAACAUCGAGGACUUUGUGCUGCGGGUUUCUCGUGCUGAUGGUACGGAGGCGGGACAAAAUACUGUCUCUGGUGCUGAUUGGGAGUGCACGACUAGUGAUGGGUAUCCUGAGGAGACGUGCGAAUGGGUUGGUGUUUUUAAUAUCGAUGUGACUGCUUCUUCUUAA
Messenger RNA from Penicillium pulvis, 453 nucleotides. RefSeq lists its product as uncharacterized. The transcript has 2 exons. Lineage: Eukaryota; Fungi; Ascomycota; Eurotiomycetes; Eurotiales; Aspergillaceae. The record is from RefSeq and is a predicted model, not a curated record. The coding region runs from base 1 to 453 and encodes 150 amino acids.